Dendrobium catenatum is the source of this 1472-nucleotide messenger RNA. RefSeq lists its product as uncharacterized. Bases 491 to 1015 code for a protein of 174 amino acids. The record is from RefSeq and is a predicted model, not a curated record. The transcript has 3 exons. Lineage: Eukaryota; Viridiplantae; Streptophyta; Magnoliopsida; Asparagales; Orchidaceae.
GUUAAUUAAAAAAAAAAAAGGAUUACAAGUCUUUAAAAGGAUCGAUAACUCACUACACUCGAAGAGUUACAAUAAAAAAAAUCUAAGAGUCAAAGAUUCUUGACUAAUUAUAAUAGAAAAAAAACAAGAAAAAAUAAGGUAGGCAAGAAGCCAAACCCAAAAAAUUGGAGCAGCCCAAAAGUUAAGAUAUUCAUUAUGCCCAGAAGAAAUAACGGGUAACCACAAAUGAAGAACUGGAGUAGCCAUGAGAAUCCUACAGAAAGAAAAAAGCACAACAUAAACAAAUCUAAUAUAUUACAACUACAAAUAAUCAUACACAUAUUUGCUAAUAAAAUUGAUGCUAUCAGGAAGUUUUUGGGAUUUGACAACUCUUUAGGUAAUUGCUCCAAUAAAAUUUGGCUUUUUUGGCAUUCUUCUGCUUCUUUAAAUAUCAUGGAUGAUUUAAAUCAAGCUGUUCAUAUUAGUUUUCCUUUUAAUCAUACUACUUGCUAUGCCUCCUUUAUUUAUGGCUUCUUGCUCUAGGAAUGGUAGAAGAAUCCUUUGGAAUCAGCUUUCUGAUUUUGCUUCCACAGUUAGUGGACCUUGGCUGGUUGGGGGAGAUUUUAAUUGCAUUUCUUCUCCUAAUGAAAGGGUUGGGGAUUUCAAAACAUGUGGCUCCUCGAUGCUUCCUUUUUACAGAUUGUUAAGGAUAAUUGGGAGGCUCCCUUGGCUCCUUCGGAUAACGUUUCUGCUGCAGGAAAAAGAAGAAGUUUAUUGGAGGCAGAAGGCUUCUUCUAAAUUUCUUGUGGAAGGUGAUCGUAACACAAAAUUUUUCCACAACAUUGCCAAUCACAACAAAAUUAGUCGUCAAAUUCAUAAAAUCAGUCAUUCUGAGGGGGAUAUUAUUGAAAAUCCUGAUGCCAUUGCCUUUUCUGGGACUGAUUUCUUUUCUAAACUUUUUAAAUCUAAUUUCACUCCUAUGUUGGACACUGAUUUCUCCUUUAUUCCGCCUUUUUUUUGGACAAUAUUUUACUGACUAAAACACCUUCUAUGGUUGAGAUUAGGGAGAAUUUAAAUAGUAUGAAUGUUGAUUCGGUGGCCGGUCCUGAUGGUUUCACUAAUAAGUUUUUUUAAAAAAACCUGGGACAUUAUUAAGGAGGAUCUCGUUAAUGCUGUUUCUGAUUUUUUUAGUGGCUCUACUUAUCCUAAGUUUUUUACUUCCACUUCUAUUGCUCUCAUUCCUAAGGCUCAAAAUGUUUACUCUUGGAAUGAUUAUAGGCCUAUUAGCUUAUGUUCUUUAAUUUAUUUAAAAAAUUGAUUUCCAAAAUUUUAAUGGGAAGACUUGCUUCUAUUCUUCCUAAGAUUAUUUCGUUGGAACUGUCAGGUUUUGUUAAAGGUAGAUCGAUAUUUGACAACAUUCUUCUUGCGCAGGAAUUAAUUCAUGACUUGGAUAAAAGGGUGGUUGGUGGGAAUACUAUUUUCAAAAUGGACAU